Molecule: messenger RNA, 721 nt
Organism: Umbelopsis ramanniana AG
Lineage: Eukaryota; Fungi; Mucoromycota; Umbelopsidomycetes; Umbelopsidales; Umbelopsidaceae
Exons: 3
Coding region: 164-655 (163 amino acids)
Source: RefSeq, a predicted model, not a curated record
CUUUGACGGAUUCUUUCAGAAAGUUUGACACAGAUAACGACGGAUGGAUUCAAAUUAGCUACGAACAGUUUUUGGAACUUGUCGUCAGCAACCGUUAAAGCGAAAUAUGGAGGCAGAUUAAGCAAGAAAUGCCUGACGCCGUUAUCGGUUCUAUUUUGCAGCUAUGGAUGUAAAGUUUAUUCGCUCCGUUUUUUCAACUGUAUCCAAUUUCUCUGUUUCUUAUUACUAUGGGCUUAAUGAAUUAUCGUACAUUCAUAGCAUUUUACCAAGAGUUUUCCCGCUUCUUCAUGUAUUUUCUAAACCUCUUUCUGAACCUCUUUUUCACUUGUUUUUUUUUGGGAUCAAAAGAGAGAAUGUUCGUUUCAAAUCAAUUUUUAAAUAUCCUGUUAAGGCAAUUGAGAUGCGUCAUUGUUCUGUGGCCCUCGGUGCCACCAAGGAGUCAGAGUCUGUUACCAAAGACCUUGAGGGAAAGGACGCUACUAAACCAUACAACGAAGGCCAUGGCACAGCUUCACCUGACGACGUUGCCGAAAGCGAAGCCGCUUUCGAUACUGAAACGGUGGAUCCUAAAGAUGAAAUGGACAAAGCUGGAGACAAAUUGGAUGUUAGCGGCGCUAAUGAAAAAGCCAGCCCCACACCUGGUAAUGAUGAUUAGAACAAUCCAGUAGAAAAUAAAUAAAACAUGUACAUAGUGAACGGAUUUGAAAUAUAUUUUGGAAAC